Crotalus tigris (Tiger rattlesnake) is the source of this 1101-nucleotide messenger RNA. RefSeq lists its product as uncharacterized. Gene Ontology annotation, molecular function: nucleic acid binding; zinc ion binding. The annotation marks the transcript as partial. NCBI's taxonomy places the organism in Eukaryota, Metazoa, Chordata, Lepidosauria, Squamata, Viperidae. Gene Ontology annotation, biological process: DNA integration. The transcript has 3 exons. The record is from RefSeq and is a predicted model, not a curated record.
AUGGCUGAAGAAGCAGCUGGAGGAGCUGUAAGGUCUCUGCGGCCUACCAGAAGCAUUUCUGAAAUGGCAACAGUCCAUCAGGAAGACAUCAAAGAGGAGUCAGACACAGAUCCUGAAAAUGAGGUGAAUAGACUUUACCUGCCAUCAAGGAAGAAGCAGAAGUGGCGUCUGGACAAAGCCACUACAGCCAUCAAAUGCUUCGGAUGUGGUGGAAGCCACAAAAAAGCUGAGUGCAGGUUCCGGUCUGACAUAUGCAGAGGGUGUGGAAAGCGAGGCCACAUUGCAGCCGUAUGUUUGAGUCAACAGAAGCUGCUUUGGGGAAACAGAGUUGUCAUUCCCACCUCAAUGAGGACUAGGGUCUUAGAAUCCCUCCACGAGGGUCAUCCUGGCAUUGUCCGUAUGAAGGCUCUUGCACGAAGCCACUUGUGGUGGCCUGCUUUAGAUAAAGAUAUUGAGGCUAAGGUGCACGCAUGCCACCUGUGCCAACGAUCUCGCCCAGAGAUGCCCCAAGCUCCUGUGCAUAGAUGGGAGGAAACACAGUCCCCAUGGUCUAGGGUGCACAUUGACUACGCUGGGCCCUUUCAGGGCCAGUUCUUCUUGGUCCUUGUUGACAGCCAUUCAAAAUGGCUUGAGGUUGUGCCUGUCUCAUCCACCACCACUGCAAAGACUAUUCAGGUACUGAGGGGGAUUUUUGCUGCACACGGGCUGCCAGAUGUCAUUGUGUCCGACAACGGCCCUCAAUUCACCUCCUCCGAAUUCCAAGCUUUCUUACAGGCAAACCUGAUUCGUCAUGCCACGUUGGCUGACUUUCUCCUUUCUUAUCGCACCACACCGUCCACUUCUACAGGGAGAAGUCCAGCUGAACUUCGUUGGGGGCGCCAACUUACUACUAGACUUGACCGGUUGCAUCCGGACAGACUGCCUUCAUCUACCUCACAUCCUAGGGCACCUAGACAACUACUUGUGGGUGCCCCGGUUUGGGCUCGCAAUUACGGGCCUGGUCAUACAUGGGUCCCCGCUUCUGUGUCCAGGAUCACAGGUCCUCUCUCCUACGAGGUUGCCCUGGACAACGGUCGUGUCCUACGUCGGCACAUCGACCAA